Molecule: messenger RNA, 1201 nt
Organism: Setaria italica (foxtail millet)
Lineage: Eukaryota; Viridiplantae; Streptophyta; Magnoliopsida; Poales; Poaceae
Product: AP2-like ethylene-responsive transcription factor AIL1
Exons: 8
Coding region: 48-932 (294 amino acids)
Biological process (GO): regulation of DNA-templated transcription
Molecular function (GO): DNA binding; DNA-binding transcription factor activity
Source: RefSeq, a predicted model, not a curated record
GCGAGCACUCGAAGAUCGCGAAACCCAGCGCGACCCGACACGCAACUAUGGCCACCGUCCGACCCCAAUCGCCAGCGGGCCCCGCCCCUUCUCCCCCGCAGGAGGGGCGGCACGGUGACGCCCCCAACCCGCCCGCCGCCUCCGGCGAACCCCCCGCCGCGGCGGGUCCGGGCGGCGGGGGCGGCGAGAUCGCCGCGCUCGACAAGCAGCUUGCCGUCGGCGGCGGCGGCGGCGGUGAGGAGAGGAAGAUGGGUGGAGGAGCUAGCGCCGGCGCAGGCGGGGGAAGGAAGCUGGUGGCGGAGGCCAUGCGCAAGUACGCCGCGCCGCGGUCGUCGCGGUUCCACGGCGUCACAAGGCUGAAGUGGAGCGGCAAGUACGAGGCGCACCUCUGGGACAACACCAGCCAGGUCGAGGGCCGCAAGCGCAAGGGCAAGCACGUGUACUUAGGCAGCUAUGUUACUGAAGAGCAAGCUGCAAAGGCACAUGAUUUGGCAGCCCUUAAAUAUUGGGGCACAGGUCCAAACACCAAACUGAACUUCAGUAUUUCUGACUAUGAGAAAGAAAUCGAGAUUAUGAAGACCAUGUCUCAAGAUGAAUUUGUAGCAUACAUAAGGAGGCAAAGCAGUUGUUUCUCAAGAGGUACUUCAUCAUACAGGGGUGUGACCAGACGAAAAGAUGGUAAAUGGCAAGCACGAAUUGGUAGGAUUGGCGAGAGUAGAGACACCAAAGACAUUUACCUUGGGACUUUCGACACUGAAGAAGAGGCGGCAGAAGCUUAUGACAUAGCAGCAAUUGAGCUUCGUGGUGUUCAUGCCGUUACCAACUUUGACAUUAGUAACUACUGUGAAGAUGGUUUGAGAAAACUAGAAGGCCCGUCAGAAGUGGCGAAGCUGGAAGGUCCAUCGGAGGUCAUGAAGCUCGCUGGACAAUAGACACUAGAAUCUAGAAUAGCAACAUGUACAUUAUUUCUCCAUUUCAUUUCCUUUGUCAUAAUAUUUCACCCUCCUUUUGGUAUUCCUGUUACCUUCUUUUUUCCCCUUUAGUGAGUUUUCACCGCGCCAUGUUGUGUAAGCCAGUAUUUACUGGCUCUGAAGGACAGUGUGAUGUUGUAUUCCAGCCUCACCAAAAGGUCUUACUAACCUUUGAUGCAGCAGCGAAAGUUACAAUGUCGUAGCUUGAUGGAUGGUUGUUUUUGUUUUAA